AUGGCGCGCGCGCGGGCCGGUGCCUGCCCCUGCCUCCCGGAGCUGCCGUGGCGGAGACUCGGCGGGGAGGACGUGGAGCGGAGCGGAGCGGGAUGCGGCGUGGCGGGGCAGGGCGGAGCCGCCGCCGCGGAGGCUCAGCGGGGAGGACGUGCGGCGGCAGGGCUCGGCUCGGCUCCGGCCAUGGCCACGGUGGUCCUCAUCUCCCUCCCGGCCACGGCCGUCCUCCACUCCCUCCCUGCCACGGCGGCGCGCGGCCGUCCUCCCUCCCUCACCAGCGCGUUGCCGGCCUGCGCGAGCUCCCUCCCUCCCCACGGCCAGGCAGAGGCCCUCACGGUGGCGGCGGCGGCGUGGGUGGGUCGCGGUGGCGGUGAUGUCGCGGAGCAGGGCGAGGGGAGGCGGCCACCAGCGCAACAAGCAGCGGCAGGAGGGGCCAGCGGUGGUGGCACCGGCGAGGGGAAGGAGCUUGCCAGCGGAGGACGGGCGCGCAGGGGCCAGGGACUCCCACGGGUUCCGCCUACCGGCGGGCUGCUGCGAGCAGUUGACGAUGGAGGAGGAGAGGAGGAUACGGGACACCUCUGUCUAUUGAGGAAACGUGAGGAUACCUAA
Panicum virgatum (switchgrass) is the source of this 606-nucleotide messenger RNA. RefSeq names its product transcription factor jun-D-like. The transcript has a single exon. Lineage: Eukaryota; Viridiplantae; Streptophyta; Magnoliopsida; Poales; Poaceae. The record is from RefSeq and is a predicted model, not a curated record. The coding region runs from base 1 to 606 and encodes 201 amino acids.